ACUAAUUAUUGGAUAGACGCAAUCCAUACUUAUGUGCAACAGCAAAACAUGAGUGAAGAUGGGGUAUCGUCCCCCCGAAUAAUCAUUGCUUGCACGCAUAAAGACAAAUACCUGGAAAAUGUUCCCAAAGAAAAGCAUGAAGAAGAAAUAAAUGCAUACUUUGAUAAAUUGCGGCAGCAUAUACAACAGAAGAGAAGUGGUGUGCAUGUUGAUCCUCGUUUCUUUGCAAUUGACAACACAUGUCAAGAUGAAGAUCAAGAAAUAUCUGAUCUCCGUCAAUAUGUUAUGAAAAUUGCUGAAAGCCAAAAAUCUUGGGGAGAGAAGAAUCCAAUAAGAUGGAUUAGAUUAGAAGAAGAUCUUCAGCUGCGACGAGCACCUGAGAAACGAGGAAAAAGGUGGAUAAGGUAUGAGGAGCUGCAAAAUUUAGCUCUUAAAGUUGGAAUGCAGGAUGCCAUUGAGCUGAAGUCAUUCCUCCAGUUCCAUCAUGACAUUGGAGAUCUUAUGCACUUUCAGACUGAUGAUCUUUCAGACACUGUCAUUUUGAAUCCAACAUGGCUGAUAGACGCAUUCAGGUCUAUUAUAGCAGUUGAUAAACACCAUGUCAAAGCCAAAGGGACUCCGUAUUGGUCUGCAUUAAAGAGGGGCAUCUUAGAUGAAAGACUUUUGGAUGAGCUAUGGGGAGAUGACAGUGAGUUGAAGUCCAUUGUAAUUGGUGUUAUGGUACAAUUCAACAUUCUGUUGGAACAGGAUGUCAAGCCAGGUACAACAGAAAAGCCUACUUCUCGACAGUUCUAUGUGCCCAGCUUACUUCAGGUAUGCAAGAAUCCAGAAUCUGGGGUUGGCAGUGAAGGAACACUAUUCAUACAAGGGAAAGAGAACUUUAUGCCACAUGCGCUUUUCAACCGGCUUACAGUGAAGUUAGUCCAAAAUGGCACAUCUUCAGGUAGAAAAGGAUUAAGAAGAAGAGGUGACUUUUUUCUCUUUCAAAAUGAGUUGUACUACGAUUAUGCUGUAUAUGUAAUCGAUCCACUCAGAAGAGCUCGUUGUGCUUUGAGAAAGUCACCAAAAUCCUCUACCAUCGAACUGAUUCCCUUAUAUCCCCCAACGACAAAGUUUGACAGAACAUUCAGAGGGGCAUAUGCUAAGUGGAAGAACCAUGUUUCGAUGCAAAUUCAGCAAGUUAAGCAGACAAUCUGCCCACAUUUACAUCUAGAAUGGUGUGUCAGAAAUCCAAGAAAGCCAAAGGUCAGAGAUGAGCUGAUGGCAAUAGAUCCGAAGGAGACUGAUCACACACAAUGUGGGCUACCUGAGGAUUCAGUGUACAGACUAUGGUUUUUGCCAGGCUCAAGUGAGAAGGUUGUAUAUGAAGAUUGUUGUCACAUACAGCUGACAGCACCCUACAUUCCUGGUUUCCUAGCUUUCCGUGAGGUGCCUUUCCUAGUGGAAAGCUUUGAGAGACUUAAGAAGAAAAAUCCGGAACUUAUGCCUCAGGUUGUUUUAGUUGAUGGUAAUGGCAUCCUUCAUCCAAAAGAGUUUGGACUUGCUUGUCACCUGGGUAUCAUAUUGGACAUACCCACAGUGGGUGUGGCAAAGAAACUCUUUCAGGUGGAUGGCCUGGAAAAGAAUGCAGAACAUGCUGACAAGGUGAAGCAACUGACAAAAGGAGGUGAUACAUUCCCACUUAUUGGUGCUUCUGGCAGGAUUUUAGGAAAGGCUCUUCGAAGUUCUGACAACACAGAAAAUCCUGUAUAUGUCUCAAUUGGUCACAAAAUUUCUCUGGAAACUGCGAUAUGUCUUGUUCAUCAGUGCUGCAAGUAUAGGAUACCUGAACCAAUAAGACAGGCAGACAUCAAAUCUAGAGAAUACUUGCGUCAGCUGUUUCCAGAACAAAAUAGCCAAGCUGAAAAGACAUAAGAGAUAGGUCUCUAAAUUAAAGCAGACAAGAGAUACAGCCGGAGAUAUGAGGUGGAGACAGGAACGAUCGUUCACUGUUCGCAUAAUUUUUGCAAGUAUUUUGGACAGUAACCAGUUACAUCGCGAAAGCCAGUAGGCGACCGAUGAAUGGUGGUGGAGACCUAGAGCAACGGCUUGGCAGACCAUCGAGUUCCGUUGGAAAACACCUUGCAUCCCCAGGGCCGUCAGGACGAUAUCCUGUGAUCUGUUGUGCAGCUGGGCCUAAAUUUGUUCUCCAAACGAUUGCAAGCCCGGCGUUAAUGCUGUAAAUGGGGUCCUGACCGAGAAGUGCUACAUUAAUUUACCGAAUUAGUGUAGAAAGACACAGCUACAAAAAAUCAUUACUGACACCUGUGUCGACUGAUUUCGCCUGCGAGUUACUCAAAGUGUUAUCAGUAAAGGAAAAAGAAGGCAAAGCAACUCUCUGGUUUAUCAGAAAGAUCAUUAAGCUAGUAAAAUUACUUACGACAAAGUCCGUUACGAUAUGUAUAACGGUAGAUACGAAAUUAAAUUGGCUAUUAUUCGUAGAUGAUGUUGCAACAAAGCAAAGUCAGACUGAACUUUUGACGUAUAUGUAAGUUUACUACGGCAUGAAAAAGAGAUAAAUACUCUGUUGUAUAAUCAUUUCAAAUAUAUGUAUGUAUAAAAAGUCUUGUCUACAUAACGGACAACAAAGAAGGAAUGCACGGAACAUAUAUAUAUACCGCAUAGCACAACACCAAUGGCCAAACUUCGGGAAAGUCGGGAUACAGACGUUGGGAGGAAUUUGGUAGAAUGGAGGCGUUUGCCAGUGGUCCAACAUGGAGGCGACCUCGACCGUGCCGACAAUAUUGCCACACUGUGUGAAACGACGGUGCGGUCACUGAUUGCUCGACUGAUUGCUAUGUCUGGGGAGGAUCGAGCUUGCAUGACCACACCGCCACUGGCAAAUUGUAACUUUCGCAUUAUAUAAAAGACGUGCUCAAUUGUUUCAUUUUAACUACGUCAUUUCUAUU
Molecule: messenger RNA, 2948 nt
Organism: Lingula anatina
Lineage: Eukaryota; Metazoa; Brachiopoda; Lingulata; Lingulida; Lingulidae
Biological process (GO): DNA repair; mitochondrion organization
Cellular component (GO): cytoplasm; mitochondrial inner membrane; nucleolus
Molecular function (GO): single-stranded RNA binding; RNA endonuclease activity producing 5'-phosphomonoesters, hydrolytic mechanism
Source: RefSeq, a predicted model, not a curated record